GUUUUGUGCCGAGGAUCGCAUGUACAGUUUUGAAUUCUACCAUCACAUUGGUCCUAAUUGAAUGCUGAAUGUGUUCCCACUUGUCGGGAUAGCCUGGAAGAGACUUUACUGAGCUGAUUAACUGAUUUACCCCCGCGACGAUCGUGCGAGAACACGAAAACAGAUUGCGUAAUACACCCCCGGGAAUCCAUUUUUUGUAACACGCACUUUUGAGUGUGCACCAUGUAAUGAACAGCAAUGUCAUUUUUUAGAGUUUCAUCUAAAGACAUUGGACUACUCGGCGGGGUUGCGGCUGCUUUCGCUGUCGGUUUAUAUGUUUUCUGGGGCCCGCAGUUUCGUGUGACGCACACAAGAAAGAAAAAAGGCAAAUGCCCCGGCUUAGUGAAUCAAGGCAACACAUGUUUUCUCAAUGCUAUCUUACAAAGUUUAGCAUCCUGUCCAUCCUUUGUUAGCUGGUUAGAUGACUAUAUCAAUUCACACUCCAAUGAUGACUGUUCACAGUAUAUGGCAUAUACUUUGAUCCGAAUUAUGAAAGUACUUUGCAAUGACAGUCAGAAUUCUGAUGAUCCAUAUAAUCCUGUUGAAGUGCUAAAUGCAUUGCGUGUUAGAAACUGGGUGAUAUCGUGGGAAGAACAGGAUGCCCAUGAGCUGUUUCAUGUUCUCACAACUACUCUGUCAGAAGAGGCUGAUCAUUUCACAGCUUAUCCAUCGUUGUUGGAUGUCGGCAAACUUGAAGCUACAUGUGGUAUGCAAGACAGGGCUAGAAGCCGCUGUCAGACACAACUUUUAAAAUUACCAGGCAACAAAAUGGAGCAUCCUUUUGGUGGAUCAUUUGCUAGUCAGCUAACAUGCAAGCAAUGUGGAUACAAAUGUCCUAUCAAGUAUGAUAACUUUGACAGUAUAUCGUUGAGUCUGCCUCCCAGAUCAUCUGGCUGCCUCUCGCUUGAGUCCUUACUACAUCGCUUUAUAAUGUCAGAGAUUGUGGAAGACGUGGAGUGCAGUGGGUGUGCCCGUCAACUGGCCAAAUACACAAGACUUGCCACUAAGAAGAAUGGUUUGCGAAAUGACAGGAUUAAACCGAAAGCUACGUUUCUUAAACAGUUGAACAUUGGCAAACUUCCACAGUGUUUAUGUAUCCACAUUAAUAGAAGGAUAUGGUUGUCAAAUGGAAUGCCGAUGAAACGAGAGGAUGUGGUACAAUUUCCGGAAGUUUUAAAUAUGGAUCACUUUCGUUAUUGGCCACAGAUCAAUAACAAGAAAGGUGUAUCACAUUCACCUAUUAAUGAGAAACAUUCGCCAAUUGACACAUCAAUCGGAACACAGUAUUUUUCAAACGGUGCCUUUGAUAUGAUCAAACCACGCUGUGUGAUGAGCGGCCUCCCACGGCUGUACAGAAAUGGUUUCACCCAAUCACUGGUGAGGAAUAAAGUGUCUGAUACGUCCACAGCAAUCAAUGCUGUAUUUCAGAGGCAGUUUUCAAUGGAAUGCAAUUACCGACUAAUGUCGGUUGUAGUUCAUCGAGGAGACGCAUACUCCGGUCACUUUGUGACGUACCGUCGAAUACCAACGGCUUUAAAUGAAGUGCCUAGUAACAAGUGGUUGUUCACGUCCGAUUCCACAGUCAGGAAAGUGGCAUUGCAGGAAGUGAUGUCAUCUCCAGUCUAUAUGCUGUAUUAUGAAAAGAUACAUAGCAGAUGAGUGCAUUGUGGGUACUUAUUGUGACACUAGAGGGUGCUGUUUAGAUAAUCGAUACUAGUACAUAAAUCAAGGAUGUGUGUCCGCAGUGCUAGCUUAUGGUUACCACCCAUAUCACCUUGCUCUCAAUGGCCUUCCAAUCAUUUUGUCGAAAAUUCUAUUGAAUUUAAAUAUGCCUUUAGAACAAAUAAUUGAUAUUGAUGAAGUAAAUUUAUGAAUUACAAAAGAAAUGUUUUUUUUAAUCUUGCAUGGGUCAGUUUUUGAUGGUUGUAUCAAACUAAUCGAUUCUAUUUUUGUAAUUUUAAGUAUAAAUGAACGUAAGUGAAAUGAAGCUAUGGAAGUAAAUGUAUAUUUAGUUGUUGGUGACAUCAAAUAUACUAUGAAAAAAUAUGUCAUGCAACUGUGGCAAAGGUCAGUGGAAAAUAUGAUUAAAAUGUCAUG
Molecule: messenger RNA, 2136 nt
Organism: Saccoglossus kowalevskii
Lineage: Eukaryota; Metazoa; Hemichordata; Enteropneusta; Harrimaniidae
Product: ubiquitin carboxyl-terminal hydrolase 30-like
Biological process (GO): protein deubiquitination
Cellular component (GO): cytosol; nucleus
Molecular function (GO): cysteine-type deubiquitinase activity
Source: RefSeq, a predicted model, not a curated record